Molecule: messenger RNA, 380 nt
Organism: Astrephomene gubernaculifera
Lineage: Eukaryota; Viridiplantae; Chlorophyta; Chlorophyceae; Chlamydomonadales; Astrephomenaceae
Source: the annotation of a GenBank genome assembly
CUCAGCAGCAGCAGGCGGCAGCAGGGAGGGGCAGCAACGGCAGCAACGGCAGCGGCAGCUGCUACCGCGGCAGGCUGCUGGCGGCGUUUGCUGCUGCCGCUGCUGCUGCCGGAAGGCCGCUACAGACCCAUGGGUCGUCAAGUCCAAGCCCCACCUCCUCCUCCCGACACGCCGAGGACGCGGAAGAUGAGGAGGAGGGAGAGGCCGACAACGCCGAGGAACGCAGGGCCCGCUACCGCCGCUGCGCCGCCGCCCUCUCCUGCGGCGGUCUGUGCGGUGUGCGGUGCGCCUGGGGUCAGCUGGCGGAGGGGGCGGCACUGGCGGAGCUGCUGGGCCCCGCCGUGUUCCCCUCCCCCGCCACCCGCCUGCACGAGGUGGGG